CGGAUCUAACCCUUACUCUGGCCUCGUCGGCGCUCUAUUCACUGUUACCGCAUCUAAGAGGAUCGAGAUUGAAGAGAUGAUGCCACUGAAGAAGAAAGCCUUUGUCUACCUGUGCAUGACGGUAUGGUCAGUUAUGCGGCUGGCCAGUGGAGGCACGCUACAGUUGUCGAAGGCAAAAGGGUCGGACCGAACAUACAAAGUUGUAUGUUACCACACGAACUGGUCACAAUAUCGGCAGAAACCUGCCAGGUUCUAUCCUUACAACAUAGACCCCAACAUCUGUACACACAUAAUAUAUAGCUUUGCCAAAAUAGAUUAUCGGGGUCAGCUGGCGCCGUUAGAGUGGAAUGACAUCGACUAUCCACAUAUGUAUAGACAGUUUACAAACCUGAAGAAAAAGAACCCGAAAUUACGAACUUUGUUGGCUGUGGGUGGAUGGAACCAUGGGUCUAGACCUUUCACAGAUAUGGUUAAGUCAAAGGAAAGCAGGCGAUACUUCAUCGACCAUGCGAUACAAUAUCUGCGCGCGCAUAAGUUUGAUGGCCUUGACCUGGACUGGGAAUACCCAGCCAACCGAGGAAGUCCACCGGAAGACAAGAGCCGAUUUGUUGACCUAGUUCGGGAAUUACGACAAGCCUUUGAAAACGAAGGGACAAAAACGAAACAAGAACGUCUGUUAUUAUCGUCGGCUGUUGGCUGUGGUUUUAAGAUCAUCGAUUCAGCCUAUGAUGUGCCAAUUAUCACACCUUAUUUUGACUUCAUAAACUUGAUGACAUAUGACUUUCAUGGAAGUUGGGAGAAGAAGCUGGGUAUACACGCAGCGCUCUACCCAAGGAAGGAUGAGGUUGACACACCCGCCGGCAAACUAAACGUGGACUGGGCUGUUCGUCGCUUCAUCGAGCUCGGAGCACCUUCCGAGAAGCUGAUCCUAGGGAUACCGCUGUAUGGCCGGUCUUUUCAGCUGUGUGGUAAUGACGUAAAGCCCGGCUCUAAGGCUUGCGGGGGAGGCCGGCGAGGGCCAUUCACCAAGGAGAAAGGUUUUCUGGCUUACUACGAGAUUGUCCGCAGUUUCCAGGACGGAUGGGUCAGGGAAUGGGACAACGAACACAUGGCCCCUUAUGCCUACAGUACACGUGAAAAACAGUGGGUCGGCUAUGACGACAUGGAAAGUAUAUACCAUAAGGCCAUGUACGUGAAGAGUCACAAGCUGGGAGGGGCGAUGGUCUGGGCUCUGGACUUGGAUGACUUCGCUAACAUAGCUACUGAGGGGAUGAACUACCCGCUGAUGAGGACGAUCAACGACGUGCUGUGGGACGACUUCCUCGUACCUCAGACUCCCAUACCAGAACAGAUAAGUACAGUAAACAUGAUACGAACUACAGGUAACCGGUCACGAAUCGAUCAGUCAACUUACUCACCAUCAGGAGACGGACACACCACCCAUAAACCGCGCCUAACGACAUCUGAAAGACGAACAAUCGCGCCAACGACAAGACGAACGACACAGCGACCAACUACAUCAACAACGCGCCGCGCGUCGAGAGUGACAUCGAGAAGAAACCCAUACACACCUCCAAAACCCAGGGCGACGCGGAAACCUGUGCGCAGAACGAUGUCAACAAGAAGGACGACAACAGGACUUACCAGACGAGUUCAUCAUUGGUUUACCACUGCUGUAACUGUGAAACCAUCUAGUCGCCACCGAACUACGCCCACAACCAGGUUUACCACUCCUGUGACUGGGAAAUCAUCGAGUCGCCAUCAAACUACGCUCACAACCAGGUUUACCACUCCUGUGACUGGGAAACCAUCGAGUCGCCACCGAACUACGCCUACACCCAGGUUUACCAUGGUUUUAACUGGACAACCGUCUAGUCGUCACCGGACCAUGUCCACAACCAGGUCCACCACGGCAGUGACUGGGCAACCGUCCAGUCGUCAUCGGACCAUGUCCACAACCAGGUUACCUCGACAAGAAACUACUACGCGCACACCAUCGACCCGCGAAAAGACAACUAGACGGAAAUCUACGAGGAUAAACACAACGCGGAGAACGACAGAAUCACCUAAGCCUACAGAACAUAUGGUCAUUCGAGUGUCUGGACACGGUCAACGAAAAGGUACACAGAAGAGUUCCAGGGUGAGAAUUUCACCAAGAACACCGACGCCCGUGACGGUAGCUACUACAUCGAGGAAGACACGAAGACCUGCAAUACCAACAAAUAUUCGCAAACACGCAACGUCCAAAUCAGGGAUGACAACACGAUCAACACCGACACGGCCCACGCGUAAGUUGGACGCCAAAAGAAAUUUACGACCAUUUACCACAAUCAAACCACCACACAGGACAACGUGGAAUUGGUGGUAUAGGUCACACAAAACAGACGCUCAGACGAGAAAACGCAUCAGCACUACAACAACACCUGUAACAAGAGUGAGCCCUAGCACAAAGUCAACCCGACCUUCCAGAUGGCAAUUAGCAACUAUUAGUGUCAAAAAUAAAACACUGGACUACAAAAUACAAAAUGUUCACGAAGGCGGGAAGCAACACGGGACGACAACACCUUGUAUCGUAGUGCAGGUUCAAGAAAAGAUUGAGAAACGACCCAUUUCAGAAAGAAUUGCGCCUCCUCAGUUUCCUUCGUGGUCAACAAAAAGUCCAUUUACAGCGAAAGAAACGGAGUCAGACUUCAUGUGUCCAUCGAUAUUUGGUAUUUAUGCGGAUCCCGACGACUGCGUGAGUUUCUUCCAGUGUGUUUGGUUUGUUCCCUUCCACUACACGUGUGGCCCUGGUACAGCGUGGAAUGACCCCUUGAAGGUGUGUGAUUGGCCUGACAAUGUUAACUGUGCAGUGUUGUAGCCCAGAGUUAACGCUGGUAGAAGACUCAGCAUGACAACAGCCAAUCAGCAUUAUUUAUUUUCUGGUGUGAGUUUGUAAAUAUUGCAUAUAAACCACUGUAUCCAUAACCUUGGUGACAUAGCCACGCCCUCUCCGUCCGGUGGUUUGUGUGGCACUGCUGUACCAGAUUCUCACUGGACGUUUUUCGCCCUAUUGAAAUCCCCACACUCCUGGCUAGAAUGAAGA
Molecule: messenger RNA, 3085 nt
Organism: Liolophura sinensis
Lineage: Eukaryota; Metazoa; Mollusca; Polyplacophora; Chitonida; Chitonidae
Product: oviduct-specific glycoprotein-like
Exons: 12
Coding region: 77-2860 (927 amino acids)
Biological process (GO): chitin catabolic process; carbohydrate metabolic process
Cellular component (GO): extracellular region
Molecular function (GO): chitin binding; chitinase activity
Source: RefSeq, a predicted model, not a curated record